GGCCAGCCAGGGUUGAGGAGGGGGGGAGGCAGGGUGAGAGGAGGGGUUGAAGGGGAGUGAAGGGUGAUUUGUAACUGGAACAGAGUAGAGCACUAGGCUGUUCAAUGAGCUGAGAGACGUGUGUGUGUGUGUGUGUUGGUGUUGGGUUUGCCCCUAACCAGCCCUUCUCUACAGGAUUUCCUGAGCAAACACGGAACUGAAACCAUCACUUAUAUUGUAACAAUUUAAGAUCAGAGUUACUUCCUGAGGCAGAACACAUUGUGCGGGACCCGACUGGAACACUGCACUUCUGUUCAGACGAGCGACCCACAGCCUUACAGCUAGCAGGUCCCUCCCAGGAUGAACGCAACCCCCGUUGCCACAGCGCUGAGAAACGGCACUCUGGAGAUGCUUAUCAGCCCGCUGAUGACACGUGCUGUGCCGUCUGUCUACCUGCUGGUCUUCAUCUGCAGUACCCCCUUCAACCUGGUGUCCCUGGUGGCGCUGGUGAGCAUCCCCUGCAGACGCCACAGUCCCACCAGCCUAUUUGCUGUGAACCUGGUGCUGGCAGACCUGAUGUACAGCGCGUCGCUGCCUCUGCAGGUUCUGUACCAUUUCCAGGGCAACGACUGGCCGUGGGGCUCCUUCCUGUGUGGCGCCUCCACCCUCCUGCUCCACUGCAACAUGCAUGUGUGUGUCCUCACCACCUGCACCAUCUCCCUGGAGCGCUACUGUGGAGUGGUGUGGCCGCUACGCACCCAGCACUGGCGCACCUCACCCCGUGCAGCCGCCACAUGCCUGCUCAUCUGGGUGCUGGUUCUAGUCACCCAGACCCCCUUGCUGCAGCACAACCUCACUCUGAGGGUCGCACAGCUCAACAUCACCACCUGCUUUGACGUGGUUCCUCGCAGGCUGUUCCACAGCACGCCCCUAGCAUACCUUUACUUCAUAGCUAUCAUGGUUCUGUUCUACUUAAUUCCGCUCAUCAUCCUGAUUGGCUGUUAUGUUGCCGUGGUGAGGACCCUGCGCAAGUCAAGGGUGCUGGAUAAAGGAGAAAGGGAGACAGCGUCCCUGCGGCGGGCGCAGGCCGUGGUGGCCGUGACGGGUGCAUGCUUCGUGACCUGCUACCUGCCGAUCAUCAUCCUCCAGGCGGUCCACUUUGUCCUCAGCUCCCAGAGCCGCAGUCUGUACGCCGGCUACAAGCUGGCUCUGGCCUUCAACAGCUUCCACUGCUGCUUUGACCCAGUCCUCUACUACUGCUCCUCCUGGCAGUUCCGCCAGAACCUGAGGAGCCUGCUGGGGGGGGGGCCUGUGGGAGAGGGGGUCUGCAGGGCGGAAGAGCCUGCAGAAAAGGAAGGGAGGAGCCUAUGUGAGGAGGAGUCUGCAGGAGGGGGAGGAGUCUGCCAUGAAAAAAAUAAGUAAUGUUUUACCUUUUCACAACAGGAUUAGUUAUCAUUGAUACUUUCCAAAAUUGAGAUCAGGAAGAGACUUCAUAUUGUACCACGCUUAUUUGAGGGAGUUAGAACUUCAGAGUCACUGUUGCUGUGGAUUCACGUCUUUUUGAAGUUUAGUAUCGCAGAAUUCUCCAGUAAUCCUCAUGUAUUGAUAGGCUACCCAAUAUCACAAGCCUUCAUUCCUGGAGCCAUGAGGAAAAUAAUUUUCCAAAGUUUAGAAGGCAGCAAAGGUGGCCUAGGUGAGGAAUAGCUGUGUGAGCUUCUAACAUCUCCAAGACACUUAUCCAGGAUUUAAAUCCAGCACAGCCAAAGCACACUUUACUUAGAUAUGAUCUGUAGUUGUUGGCCUAGCUGGGUGGUAUGUCUCCAACAGCAGCAUGUUGCUAUAGUAACCUGUCUCCUCUGGUGUGACCCUGUUAUCACAUGUUGCUAUAGUAACCUGUCUCCUCUGGUGUGACCCUGUUAUCACAUGUUGCAGCAGUUCAACAGCUGAACAGGAUUGACUUUUGAUCCCAAUAGAUCUGUGUGUUCUGUUAGACAGAAAACACAAACUCAACAUGCUUGGUGAGCAGAAAUAUGUAGGCAAGGAACGAUCACUGGAGAAACAAGUGUGCUAUACCAAAUGUCCUUCCAGGAGCAGGGGGGACAGGGGGAGCAGGGGGGGCAGGGACGUGGACAUCUGGUAUAGUAUAGGGACAGAGAAGAUCAGCCAGUUCGCGGAACUGCUUUCUAAUUGCUGUGUUUGUCUGCAGCAAAUACAGGAACUGACAACAUGUCUCCUCUCCCUUCCUCUUCAGCAUGUCUAGAAGUCUGAUCGCUUUGUUUUCUCCAGUAAGCGAGCAGUUGUCCAUCUUCCACAAUGAUAGGAGAGUGAAAUCAGAAAGACACAAGUCUUCAUUUCAUGAACAAUUAAACAUUCUUUAAAAUCCAAGUGAAUAAUUGAAAUGUUUUCUAUUAAAGGUCAUUUUGUCCAUAAAAAGCAACUAGAAAGUUUAAACUUGUCAAAAAAGAGAGAAUGCAACAUCAUGCAAGACUAUAUAAAUGUCAUUCAGAAUCUGAAUUUAAGAUUGAUCUGCCUAUUAAACAUGAUUCCUUUUGUAUUUGUUCUGUACAAUUGUUCAAACCUCAUACCAGAUUAUUGUAGU
Molecule: messenger RNA, 2578 nt
Organism: Hypomesus transpacificus
Lineage: Eukaryota; Metazoa; Chordata; Actinopteri; Osmeriformes; Osmeridae
Product: proteinase-activated receptor 1-like
Biological process (GO): positive regulation of Rho protein signal transduction; phospholipase C-activating G protein-coupled receptor signaling pathway
Cellular component (GO): membrane
Molecular function (GO): G protein-coupled receptor activity
Source: RefSeq, a predicted model, not a curated record